Sciurus carolinensis (gray squirrel) is the source of this 1488-nucleotide messenger RNA. RefSeq names its product purinergic receptor P2X 2 (gene P2rx2). Gene Ontology annotation, molecular function: ATP binding; extracellularly ATP-gated monoatomic cation channel activity; purinergic nucleotide receptor activity. The transcript is spliced from 12 exons. The record is from RefSeq and is a predicted model, not a curated record. Gene Ontology annotation, biological process: monoatomic cation transmembrane transport; response to ATP. Lineage: Eukaryota; Metazoa; Chordata; Mammalia; Rodentia; Sciuridae. Gene Ontology annotation, cellular component: plasma membrane; nuclear inner membrane. Bases 1 to 1356 code for a protein of 451 amino acids.
AUGGCUGCCGCCCGGCCCGAGGCCCCCGCGGGGGCGGCCGCGGCCCGGCGUCUGGCCCGGGGCUGCUGGUCGGCGUUCUGGGACUACGAGACGCCCAAGGUGAUCGUGGUGAGGAACCGGCGCCUGGGCGUCGUGUACCGCGCGGUGCAGCUGCUCAUCCUGCUCUACUUCGUGUGGUACGUGUUCGUGGUGCAGAAGAGCUACCAGGACAGCGAGACGGGGCCCGAGAGCUCCGUCAUCACCAAGGUCAAGGGCAUCACGGCGUCGCGGCACAAAGUGUGGGACGUGGAGGAAUACGUGAAGCCCCCGGAGGGGGGCAGCGUAUUCAGCAUCAUCACCAGGAUCGAAGUCACCCCCUUCCAGACCCUGGGAAAAUGCCCGGAGAGCAUAAAGGUCCACAGUGCCACCUGCCAUUCGGACUCCGACUGUGUGGCUGGGGAGCUGGACAUGCUGGGCAACGGGCUUCGGACUGGCCGCUGCGUGCCCUAUUACUUUGGGACCUCCAAGACCUGCGAGGUGUCCGGCUGGUGCCCAGUGGAGGAUGGGGCCUCUGUCAGCCAAUUUCUGGGUAAAAUGGCUCCCAAUUUCACCAUCCUCAUCAAGAACAGCAUCCACUACCCCAAAUUCCAGUUCUCCAAGGGCAACCUCGCCAGUCGCAAGGACGACUACCUGAAGCGCUGCACUUUCGACCAUGUCUCCGACCCUUACUGUCCCAUCUUCAAGCUGGGCUUCAUUGUGGAGCAAGCAGGGGAGAACUUCACGGAGCUGGCACACAGGGGUGGUGUCAUUGGGGCCAUUAUCAACUGGGACUGUGACCUGGACCUGUCCGCAUCGGAGUGCAACCCCAAGUACUCUUUCCGAAGGCUUGACCCCAAGCACGUCCCUGCCUCCUCAGGCUACAACUUCAGGUUUGCCAAGUAUUAUAAGAUAAAUGGCACCACCACCCGCACACUCAUCAAAGCCUACGGAAUCCGCAUCGACGUCAUUGUGCAUGGACAGGCAGGGAAGUUCAGCCUGAUUCCCACCAUCAUUAACCUGGCCACUGCUCUGACCUCCAUCGGGGUGGGAUCCUUCCUGUGCGACUGGAUCUUGCUAACAUUCAUGAACAAAAACAAGGUCUACAGUCACAAGAAAUUUGACAAGCUCAGGACCCUGCCAGAGCCCAGCUGCUUUGGCAGCACUGAGGACCUGCCCACCUCAGUAGUCACGAGUCUCCAUGAAACCACCCUGUGUGAAGGGGCCUCACUCUCGCCCCAGGCCUGUCUCCCUACCUCUCGGGGCCUGCAGGGAGGCAGGCUCCUGCCAACACCUCUGCAGUGGAAACCCAUAGGGCUUGUUGCCGUCCUUUCUACCUGAUACUCACACAGCCUGCUGUGGCCCCAAGACAGCGCUGAGCUCCAAGGGGGCUCCGUCCCUGCUCUUGGAGCACACAUCUACAAACUUUAUAACCCCAAACUGCCUAGUCCCAUUCCUUAGAAGUCCAAUAAA